AUGAGAAGAACUCCAGACGACACUCGAACAGAAGAAGAAAAAACAGAGCCCACAGAGACUUUUUGUGUACGUACGCUUGAUGUCAAAUCACAUACGGUAUGUGAUUUGACAUUGCCCUACAAUGAUAUUGAUGAUGUUCGAGCACAUAUUGAUCAAGUCGCUUCAAAUUUAACACGAAUCAAUACAAUUGAAGAAGCCAAUUAUUUUAAACAAAAUGCCGAUUUGUUACAGAAUCAUAAAACAUCGUUUACUGAUUCAGCACUAAUACCUCCAAUUACCGAAUUAAAAGACUUUUAUAUGACGGAUCCCAUAAGUCGUGCAUCAUUAACAAUGGCUAAAUGUGUUAAAGCAGUUGAAGAACAAUUGAAAUCUCGGCACACAUAA
Molecule: messenger RNA, 384 nt
Organism: Didymodactylos carnosus
Lineage: Eukaryota; Metazoa; Rotifera; Eurotatoria; Philodinida; Philodinidae
Source: the annotation of a GenBank genome assembly